Messenger RNA from Closterium sp. Yama58-4, 804 nucleotides. The record is from the annotation of a GenBank genome assembly. NCBI's taxonomy places the organism in Eukaryota, Viridiplantae, Streptophyta, Zygnematophyceae, Desmidiales, Closteriaceae.
AUGCUACUACUGCUGGUGGUGUUGGUGGUGCUAAACGUGCGAGCAGAAUUAUGGGAGGAGGUGGAGCGAUGGCUGGUGGUGGUGGAAUCCCCCUCCAAAGCCCGCACAAUUCAGGGUUACCUACAACAUUUAGCCUCUGAUCCCGAACCCCCCUUAAGCCUCGUUACAGCAGCAGACGCAGAAGCAGCAGCAGGAGGAGAAGCAGGAUCUGCAGAAGAACCAGAAGGGGCAGUGGGAGUGAGAGGGAGAAAGAGGGAGUUUUCGGUGCUGGCGACACAUGGGCAUGUGAGGGAUGUGCCGAAUAAGGUGGAUGCUGUCUCGCCGGAGGCUGAUUUCGCCAUUGACUGGCGAAUCCUGCCCCAGGCUGUGCCGCACUUCCGAGCCAUUGCCCAGGCCGCUUUCAGGUCACAGGGAGUGGUGCUGGCUACCGAUGCGGACAGGGAGGGGGAGGCCAUAGCUUGGCAUGUGUACCAGCUUCUCAAGGGGGCUGCUGCGGCGAGGAGGAGAGCAGAGGCGCAGCAGAGGGAGAAGGAGCAGCGGAGAGAGAAGAUGGUGCAACAGGUAAGGGAGAGGGAGAAGAGGGCUGCUGCGGCGAGGAGGAGAGCAGAGGCGCAGCAGAGGGAGAAGGAGCAGCGGAGAGAGAGGAUGGUGCAACAGGCAGUUCUCCUGGAGCAGCAAUUGGCAGCAGAGGCACAGGAGGCAGCAGAGGAAGGAGGAGCGGUGUGCUACAAGGUGCAGAGGGGUGGGAGGGAGAAUCCGAUCUUUUCUCCAAUGGAGCUGCUGCUGCAGAGUCGAAUCUGUUGA